This is a messenger RNA of Rana temporaria (common frog), 1453 nucleotides long. It is a transcript of the gene PCGF2, whose product is annotated as polycomb group ring finger 2. Gene Ontology annotation, biological process: negative regulation of transcription by RNA polymerase II. The coding region runs from base 150 to 1109 and encodes 319 amino acids. The record is from RefSeq and is a predicted model, not a curated record. The transcript is spliced from 10 exons. NCBI's taxonomy places the organism in Eukaryota, Metazoa, Chordata, Amphibia, Anura, Ranidae. Gene Ontology annotation, cellular component: PRC1 complex. Gene Ontology annotation, molecular function: promoter-specific chromatin binding.
GACGGGACUAGGGGAGGACAGAGAGGAGGAAAGGGUGACUUGGGGGGAGGGGAAAAGACAUUUGCAGAAAUAAUCUUCUAGCUGGCGGACCACAGAGGGAGCCGAGCCAGCAGUAUCAGUUUCCCCUAAACCCCCCUUCCCCUCUAACAAUGCAUCGGACCAUGCGGAUCAAGAUGACUGAGCUGAAUCCACAUCUUAUGUGUGCUCUGUGUGGAGGAUAUUUCAUCGAUGCAGCAACCAUUGUAGAAUGCCUGCACUCCUUUUGUAAGACCUGUAUCCUGCGCUACUUAGAAGCUCACAAAUUCUGCCCUAUGUGUGACUCUCAAGUACACAAAGGACGCCCUCUGCUUAGCAUAAGAUCUGAUAAAAUAUUACAAGACAUUGUAUACAAGCUUGUACCAGGACUCUUCCGAGAUGAGAUGAAACGACGACGGGAUUUCUAUGCCUCUUAUGCACGUACACCUGCAAGCAGUGGCUCCAGCAUUGUGCAGGGGGACAAAGUGGCAGUGAGUGGAGACAUGGUGGUAAAUGAAGAGGAGAAUAUCAGCCUUUCCAUCCAAUUCUCUGAAGAUGCCAGGCACGAUAUACGAGAUUCAGCUGAAAGUGACAAUGUAGAGAAGAGGAACAGUCUUCGCUUCUUGCGUUGUCCUGCAGCAAUGACCAUCACACACCUUGCUAAAUUCUUGCGGAACAAAAUGGAUGUUCCAAACAGAUACAAGGUGGAAAUUCUCUAUGAGGAAGAGCCUCUGAAGGAUUAUUACACCCUAAUGGAUAUUGCCUAUAUAUACCCCUGGGGCCGGACAGGACCACUGCCUCUCAAGUAUCGUGUGCAGCCGACCUGCAAAAGAUUACGAUUUAGCCGCCCAAGAAGCCUGCAGGAGCCCAACCGAGCAACAAACUCAGAAGGGGAUUCAGCCAGUGACAAGGCUAACAGCCCAGCACCAGUUCCCUCCACUUCCUCAUCUCUACCCAGCCCUUCAACUCCCUGCCAGGGUUCUCCAAGCUCCAACACUGAACUCCCUCCUGCCCCUUCCCUCCACAAUGGGCACUCAACCAGCAAGGGCCGAAAAGUUUCUCUCAAUGGAGCAUCGGGGCCGCCCUUCACUUGAAUGGUCUACCCAGCCAGAGCUUUUUAUACAUAUGUACAUAGAAAGAAGGACUUUUUUAUUUUCUAUGGAUAAUACAAGAGUAAUUUAAUCCCUGCUUACAUCCAAAAUCUUUUUGUAAUAUUUUGUAUUAUAAUUUAUAAGAGGGAAUGGAGAAAAUUCACUUUCUUGUUGGAAUGAUGCUCCUCCAAUACCCUAUGGCUAGCUUGGUUUAAAACUCCCAUCUGGUUACCACAUACAGUCAUGUGAAAAGGCAAGUACAUCCCAUGGAAAAUGUUGACUUUUUCAACAGGCAAGCAUUGGGUCUGCAUUCAGUGUCUAAAAAUAAAGGUGACGCAUACAAAUGA